AUGGUUUCUUUUAAGUCCCUCGCUUCAGCGGGUUUUGUUCUCGCUGGUCUUGCCUCUGCUCAUCCUGGUGAGAAGCAUGAUCAUCAGAAGAUUAAGAGACAGAUUCAGACCCGUGAUGCUAUCGCCAACUUGGGUCAGAGGUCGUUGAACGCGUGCUCUGGUUCUCUUCAUGCUCGGGAGCUGAAGGUUCGUUCGAUUGCUCGUCGAGCAGAGAAGGUCGAACAGCUCCGUAAGAGACUUGGUAUCAAGACUGCUGCCAAGAAGCAUCGCCGCGAUGAGGACGAUAUUGUCAAGUGGGAGGCUGUCAACCAUAACAAGACUGCAGUCUCAGACAACAACAUGUUCACUCCUCUCGAGACAGUUUUUGGCGCCAACUCCAGCUGUAUCCUGUCACCCGAGAUCACUGCUGGUCCUUACUACAUCGUCGGCGAAUACUUGCGAUCCAACGUCAUCGAAACGGAGUUCUGUGACGGUGUCCCUCUGUUCCUCGAGGUCCAAUACGUCGAUGUCUCCACCUGUAAUGGAGUACCCAACUUGGCUACCGACGUUUGGAACUGCAAUGCCACUGGUGUUUACUCCGGAGUUAGCUCCCAAGCUGGUCUGAACACCACUUUCCUCCGCGGUAUUCAGAUCACCGACCACGAUGGUGUUGUCCAGUUUGAGACUAUUUUCCCCGGUCACUAUGAGGGUCGUGCCACUCAUACUCAUCUCCUCACCCACGCCAAUGCAUCGGUUUCUUCCAAUGGCACUAUUCAGGUCUACAACAGUCCUGUUCAACACAUUGGUCAGCUUUUCUGGCCCGAGGAUCUUCGUGAGGAAGUCGAAGCUCUUGCGCCUUACAACACCAACACUGUUGAAGUGACCACCAACGAGGAGGAUAUGUGGUCUGUUCUUCAGGCUGAUGAGUCUUAUGACCCCUUCCCUCAGUACGUCUACCUGGGAGACUCUGUUCAGGAUGGAAUCUUUGCCUGGAUCCAAAUCGGUAUCAACACUACUGCGGACUACACCUCUGACGAGUACUACGGCGUUGCUGGAUACUUGGCUAGCGAUGGUGGUCAUGCUUUGGACAGUGGUAUUGGUGGAGGCGGCGGUGGCGGUGGCCAGGGAGGUCAACCUCCUUCUGGAAGUGGAACCCCUCCUGCUGGCCAGCCUACUGGAACUCGAUCUGCCUAA
Fusarium musae is the source of this 1173-nucleotide messenger RNA. RefSeq lists its product as uncharacterized. The record is from RefSeq and is a predicted model, not a curated record. The transcript is spliced from 2 exons. The coding region runs from base 1 to 1173 and encodes 390 amino acids. Gene Ontology annotation, molecular function: oxidoreductase activity, acting on single donors with incorporation of molecular oxygen, incorporation of two atoms of oxygen; ferric iron binding. Lineage: Eukaryota; Fungi; Ascomycota; Sordariomycetes; Hypocreales; Nectriaceae.